Molecule: messenger RNA, 1557 nt
Organism: Funneliformis geosporum
Lineage: Eukaryota; Fungi; Glomeromycota; Glomeromycetes; Glomerales; Glomeraceae
Source: the annotation of a GenBank genome assembly
AUGUCUCUAGUUUCUCGGGUUGUAAAUCCUAGUCAUAACAGCAGUUAUAAUUAUCAUGAUCGGUAUAAUACAAAUAAUAGAUAUAGUCAACCAAUGCAACAAUCAUUAUAUUAUCUUAGAGAAGAACAACAUCGGGUCUACCAUCCAAAUAAAUCUCAAAAUCGUAAACAAAAUGCCUCACUACCUUCUGUUCCACCACCAUCUCCAAAAUCCUUUAUUACUGAACAAUCAUAUGCUUCAAAAGUAAAAAAUAUUACUUUACCUCCUAUUAUAAAAUUACCUAAGCAACAUGUUGAUUUCAUUACUUGUAAUAUUCCCUAUGAAGAUGGAAAGUUUAUUAAGGGAUUAAGGAUGGUUAUCGGUCCGGUUACUGAACCUGAUUACAAUAUCUUUUGCGAGUCAAAUAUUGUGCAUCAUCUUCUUCAAAAGAAGGAUAGUAUUGAAAGCGUAUCACAUGAAAGGUUUACUGAAGCAAGGCAAAAAUCAAAUCCAUACGAAAAAGUUGGCAAUUCAAUUUUCAUGAAUAGAGCUGCUGUAAAAUUGGCAUGUUUGGAUUCUCUAAUUGGUCUUACAACAAUUAAAAGAGAUGAUCCAGUUAAAGAUCAUGUAUUUUGUUUUGCGGACAUAUGUGGUGGACCAGGAGGAUUUACAGAAUAUUUGCUUUGGCGUAAACUUUCUUGGGGAGAACAAGUCUCUGGAUGGGGAAUUACUUUAAAUAACGCGCAAAAUUUUGAUAUAAAUAGAUUUUAUCAUGAAACUAAUCCAAGAAAAUAUUUUAAUCCGUGUUAUGGAGUUGAUGACACGGGUGAUUUGUAUAAAGAAGACAAUAUCAAAGAUUUUGAAAGGACCAUAAAAGAUGGGACUCGAGGAAUUGGUGUAGAUUUAGUAACAGCUGAUGGUGGAUUUGAUGUAAGAGGACAAGAACAAUAUCAAGAAAUUCAUCUAAAACAACUCAUAUUAUGUCAAGUGCUUACAAUGUUUAUGAUACUCCGAAAAAAUGGUGAUUUUGUAUUAAAGUUAUUUGAUAUUUUUACACCAUUUACUGGAGGUAUCGUAUGGAUAUUAUAUCGUCACUUUGAAAAGAUCUGUAUAAUUAAACCAUUAUCGAGUAGGCCGGCAAAUUCAGAAAGGUAUAUAAUCUGUCGAAAUUUACGAGAAAAUAAUCCAACAAUUAUAAGUUACCUUUUUAAAGUGAAUCAAAAGUUUAAUGAAAUUAAAUCAACUAAAAGCAACUCAACUUUAUCACCAAAAACCACAUCAUCCUUUAAUCGAUUAUUAAUGCGAGAAUAUCAAUCACAUUCUUCGUAUUCACGACAUUCGAAAAUACCAACAUUACCAAAGGUGGAUAUAAAUGAAAUUAUUGAUCUUUCAGAAAUUAAUAAGGAUCAAGAAUUUUUGAGAUAUAUUAAACAAAAGAACAUCGAUAUUGCUAAAAGUCAGAUUAAAGCUAUUGAACAAUUGUUAAAUCUCGUCAAGAAUUCAGAAAUGAAACCACCUAAUCAGGAAGAAUUCAAAAGACUUUGUUUACGAGAAUGGGGAUUACCAAGUCAAGAAUAA